CGAUAAGACACAGGUGAGCUCCUUUCUCUCCUAUCUUAUCUUGGAAGCUUCACAGUGUCUUGGGUGGAAGAAGCACCAGUCAAACGCCAACCAUGAGGCUGCUCCAUUACCUGCUCUUUUUCAUUUUCUUCUUGUUCUUGCUGCCUAUUCCAGGUGAAAGUGGGUUGCUGUCACGAAUAGAAAGGAUGAUUUGUAAAGUGAGGCAGGGCAAAUGUAGAGUGAUUGGAUGUACCAGCAAAGAAGAAAAGAUUGGGACCUGUUCCUUGGGCCGCCGAAAAUGCUGCCGCAAGAAGAAAUGAGAAACCAGACAGAGCUUCAAGGUUCAGGAUUCUUCAACAAAAAAAGUGGUCAACAAAGACAUCCCAGAAAAGAGAAAAAUACUUAUUUCUACAAAAAUACUUAUAGCAGCUCUUUUUGUGGUGGCUAAGAAUUAGAAAUCAAAGGAAUGCCCAUCAAU
Molecule: messenger RNA, 457 nt
Organism: Dromiciops gliroides (monito del monte)
Lineage: Eukaryota; Metazoa; Chordata; Mammalia; Microbiotheria; Microbiotheriidae
Product: beta-defensin 103A-like
Exons: 2
Coding region: 93-299 (68 amino acids)
Biological process (GO): cell chemotaxis; defense response to bacterium
Cellular component (GO): extracellular region
Molecular function (GO): chemoattractant activity; CCR6 chemokine receptor binding
Source: RefSeq, a predicted model, not a curated record